Messenger RNA from Laccaria bicolor S238N-H82, 750 nucleotides. RefSeq lists its product as uncharacterized. The coding region runs from base 1 to 750 and encodes 249 amino acids. The record is from RefSeq and is a predicted model, not a curated record. The transcript is spliced from 7 exons. NCBI's taxonomy places the organism in Eukaryota, Fungi, Basidiomycota, Agaricomycetes, Agaricales, Hydnangiaceae.
AUGAAGGUCCUACUUUUUGUCGCCUUGCUGGCGUUGACACUUUUAGCCCUUACGACCUCUAUCCUUGCGGACGAUGAUCAAGAAUAUACACCCCCUGAAAUAGUACGGAAUGAGCAGAGAAAAAAGCUCGGGAUGCCUCCUAUGCCACCGAAGGGCUCGAAGAAAAAGAGUGUCAAAUCUCCGAGUGAACGAGCGCGAAAGGUGACAGGGCCACUGGCAGGUGGGCUGGGGAUGGCACCAUUCAAGGUUUCUAAGCAGACCGCUAUUGGUCACAUCGCCAUCCACAAGGGCAAUGUAAAUGGCGCUGUACUCGGCUUUCUCGACAACCACAAGAUCGUGAAAUCUGCUGAACAAGCCCCGAAGUACGCAUACAUCCUCACUGGGCCACUUUCUGAGAUCAGAGUUUUGGUAAGGAUGCAUCGUUUUCAUGCUAUGUGGAGAGCUGAUGGUAGCGUGCUGGGCAGGGCUCGGAGGGUCUUCGUAUCCAAACCGGGCGACCGGCCACUACAGGACCACAAAGGUGCCACCCACUUCGAAACGAGUGUUUUCUCGAUAGACCCUGAUACCCAUGAAAUUGAUAUCCAAUGGGUGAAUCCUGACGGAAGUUUACCACCUGUACACAUUGUUCUCAUGGAUGAACGAAUAUUCUACGUUGGAGAUGUUAUGGCUUUCCGCGACUAUACAGACGCUGUGGUGACUCCUGUGACUACAUUCCUAAAUGAUUCUUGGGCGUUAGGACUUUGGCGAUAG